AUGACUGCAGCGACUGAUGAGGAAAACCCUUCAGUUUUACAUCCGUCACGGAAAGUUUUGGGGAUCUUCAAGGAUCCAGAACCCGGUUUUGCAACAACGGCUAUAUCGAUUAUCGCAAAUUUUGCAAUAACCAAUAUGUUUAUAUAUGGGCUAACUGGAAAUGGAAAGUUUGCAUAUUUGGCAUCAACCCUAACCGUCCCGUGUUCCGUAUUUUUGUGUGUUAGAGAUCAGGCAAAAGACUACGAGAAAUGGAAAGAACUUAGCGCAUUACGCCAAAAAGGAAUUCCAGACCGAUUCAUGCCUUAUAAGUGCAGAUAUGACUGGACAGCCUACGAACAAAGAGAACGGUCAAAAGCUGCGAUCACAAUUAGCGAG
Molecule: messenger RNA, 375 nt
Organism: Mesorhabditis belari
Lineage: Eukaryota; Metazoa; Nematoda; Chromadorea; Rhabditida; Rhabditidae
Source: the annotation of a GenBank genome assembly